CGGCCGCGGCGCCGGCUGUGCGGACGCCGCGCGACGCUAGUGUGGCACCGACCACCAGCCAGCCGCCAUCCAGCCGACUCAGAAUGAGCACCCAGGCCGCCACCGCCAGUCCCUCCAGCAGGGUGAAGCUGGACAAGGCCAACAACUUCAUGCGCCAGUUCCGUGACGCCGAGAGCCGGCAACUGAAGAAGCUGACCGCCAACCAGUUCAUGGAGGUGUGGAGCCACUAUGACGCUGACGGAAACGGUUUCAUCGAGGGCACCGAACUGGAUGGCUUUCUGCGAGAGUUUGUAUCCAGCGUCAAUGCCACCGACUGCGGACCGGAGGUGGUCUCAGACACCAUGCUGGCUGAACUGAAGGAAUGUUUCAUGGAGGCGUACGACGACAAUCAGGACGGACGCAUUGAGAUCAGAGAGCUGGCUCAGCUGCUGCCCAUGGAGGAGAACUUUCUUCUGCUCUUCCGUUUCGAUAACCCCCUGGAGUCCAGCGUUGAGUUCAUGAAGAUAUGGCGUCAGUAUGACAAGGAUAACUCGGGCUACAUCGAAGCGGAUGAACUGAAGGCUUUUCUCCGUGAUCUUCUCAAAGAAGCAAAGAAGUCUACUGAGGUAUCUGAAGACAAGCUCAUCGAAUAUACCGACACCAUGCUUCAAGUGUUCGACGCCAACAAAGACGGAAAACUACAGCUCUCCGAAAUGGCAAAGUUGUUGCCAGUAAAGGAGAACUUCCUUUGCCGAUCGGUAUUCAAGGGAGCCUCCAAACUCACCCGAGAUGACAUCGAACGAGUAUUUGCGCUCUACGACAGGGACAACAGCGGCACCAUCGAAGAUGACGAGUUGACAGGCUUCCUGAAAGACCUGCUGGAGCUGGUUAAAAAGGACUACGACGCCAAGGAUCUGGAUGAGUUCCAGGAGACCAUCCUACGAGGCUGCGACUUCAAUCGUGACGGCAAAAUAAACAAGAAGGAGCUUACCAUGAUCCUGAUGGCGCUCUCCAAACACAACGACGAUGACACUCAGCAACAGAGCGCCAUCAGCGAGAUCACCAGUUUCGGCAUGCGAGCGAUUCGUAUGCAGAAGCUGCGCGUGCGUCACUUGGUGAACCGCACGCUCGGCGCCUCCUCACCUGUGCCCAAGGGCGCGGCCAGCAGCUAGUCUCCCGGACUCGUGAUGGCGAGCACUGAGCGGGCGCACAGUUGGCGACUCGAGGUGACUGGUUGGACGAGCUCGGUCCGACGAGCGCCGGCCAUGGGACUGCGUUUUACGUACAUGGACGUUUUGGGGUGAAAUUCCGGUGUGUUGCUGCAAAUAUUGUGUAACAGAAUUGUUUACAAUAGGUGUAGUUCGUUAUAGAUAUGUAAACUUCUUGAUAUCGAUGUCUUUGUCUGUCAUACAUCGACAUAUCUGUCGUGUCAUCUUACUCGAAAUACUGAUAUUCUAAGACUAUGCGAUGAAGCAUAAGGCAAAGUCUAACUAGAUGCAUUUCGGGUGUAAGACUUCGGGCACGGAAUAUAUAGUCUAACGAUGUAAUGUCGCUAGACUAAUAUGUCGUUAGUCCAACGACGCAAUGCAUAGUCUAAAGAAUAUAUAUCGCUAGACGAUACAUUCCGUGCUUCGGGCUUUUAUUCCCUGAUGCUGAUAGGGGAAAGUGGGGUAAGACGGUCAGGGUAGGUAAGACGGGCACCCCUUCUGCAGACCAAACCAAUAGCGCUACGAGCGAGAAAAAUUAGGACCAGAAUUGUCUUUCCCACUACACACCACCAUUGAAGUUUGGUGAUUUUGUGUUCAGUCGAUAAUCUUUUAUUUUGAUUUCUUUAAAACACUAAUUUCAUUGAAAACAUCCAUAAUGUAUUGUGCAAGUUUUUGUGUGCAGCACUAUACAGCUAAAAACUCGCAAUCACUUGUGGUACACUCAUAUGCCACCAGUGUUCAUUUACCGCGGAUUUGCUUUGUCUGCAUCAAAUUGUCCACAGAGAAAAAUUGUGCUGAACUUCUUACAUUGAGUUAGGGGUAAGACGGACAACUAUGAAUCCAAUGGGUCUGUAAUGGUGAAAAUAUUUUUGUUGCUGUAGGAAAAAAAGAAGCAUUUCUUAUAAGAAUAUCUUCGAUUCCGAUACUCACAGACAUGUUAGCAAUAUUCCUUCGGCACAGUUUAUUCUCGAAUGAUGAAUGUGAAAAACGGUUCUACAUGACUUCUGAUCUAGGGCCUAUAUACGAGCAUACGCCUUCUGCACAAAUCUUGUAUACUGCCAUUUCCGAGGCACUUGAGACCAACGAGCGACUGUAUCAAUGCAGCUAAUUUCGGGCAUUUGUUGCGAGCUGUACUGGUCGGUGAAAGAAGCUGGCCGUCUUGCCCUACCCAUGUGACCGUCUUACCCCAUGGGGUGGGGUAAGACGGGUUUUUGCAAGGUUUUGCAAAAAUAGCUGCAGUUUAUUUGUUGAAUCAGGUCUAAGUCUCAUCUUCUGGCAAAUGGAAGUAAAAUGUCUAAAAGAGGUUUUCACUCAGUUUCCCGUUUCUAUGAUGUUUCUAACCGGCCGAAAAAUGGCUCCAAAGUUAAGGUGUCCGUCUUACCCCACUUUCCCCUAAUCUUGUUAUCAACUGAAUGUGCUUACAUAGACGAGGUAUGAUUCGACAUGUUCUUGCUCGUUCUUACCAUCUCUUGUGAAAAGAAAUAAAUGGUUGAUCGAAACUAUC
This is a messenger RNA of Amphibalanus amphitrite, 2691 nucleotides long. Its product is annotated as calbindin-32-like. NCBI's taxonomy places the organism in Eukaryota, Metazoa, Arthropoda, Thecostraca, Balanomorpha, Balanidae. Gene Ontology annotation, molecular function: calcium ion binding. Gene Ontology annotation, cellular component: nucleus; synapse; terminal bouton. The record is from RefSeq and is a predicted model, not a curated record. Gene Ontology annotation, biological process: regulation of long-term synaptic potentiation; regulation of presynaptic cytosolic calcium ion concentration. The coding region runs from base 84 to 1151 and encodes 355 amino acids. The transcript has 13 exons.